This is a messenger RNA of Girardinichthys multiradiatus, 3083 nucleotides long. RefSeq names its product cationic amino acid transporter 2 family protein. Gene Ontology annotation, molecular function: amino acid transmembrane transporter activity. Gene Ontology annotation, cellular component: plasma membrane. The coding region runs from base 51 to 1850 and encodes 599 amino acids. Lineage: Eukaryota; Metazoa; Chordata; Actinopteri; Cyprinodontiformes; Goodeidae. The record is from RefSeq and is a predicted model, not a curated record. Gene Ontology annotation, biological process: amino acid transport; transmembrane transport. The transcript has 12 exons.
ACCUGAAUGCAUCAAAACACAGUCACACUCUGCAAGAUUCAGCUGAAAAGAUGUCUGGGGCAAAGGUGCUGCUGUUCCUGCAAAGCCUUUCCCGUAGGAAACCUUUGGAGCCUGAAGGCGAAGUGUCCAACUUUCGGCGCUGCCUGACCACCCUCGACCUUGUGGCUCUUGGGGUCGGCAGCACCCUGGGGGCCGGUGUUUAUGUGCUCACAGGGGAAGUGGCCAGAGCCGUAGCUGGUCCCAGUAUAAUUAUCUCCUUCCUGAUAGCAGCUGUAGCCUCCAUCUUUGCAGGAUUGUGUUAUGCUGAAUUUGGAGCUCGGGCUCCUAAAACAGGAUCUGCCUAUCUCUACAGCUAUGUGACUGUGGGGGAGAUAUGGGCUUUUGUUACUGGCUGGAACUUGCUGCUUUCUUAUGUCAUUGGAACAUCAAGUGUCGCCAGAGCAUGGAGUGGGAACUUUGAUGAACUCAUUGGAAAUGUUAUUGCCAACUCUCUAUACAAACAGGCUGCAAUGGAUUUACCUGGAUUAGCUCCCUACCCAGAUUUCUUUGCAGCUGGCCUCAUAAUGCUCUUGGCAGGGAUUCUUGCAUUUGGUGUUAAAGAGUCUGCUCUAGUAAAUAAGGUGUUUACAGCCAUUAACAUUGGGGUGUUGCUACUUGUUAUCCUUUCUGGUUUCAUCAAGGGCGACAUCAAAAACUGGUACACCGAUAGAGAUACUCUCCAAAGAGCAUAUGAAAACUACACGUUCCUGAAUGAAACCAGUCAAUGUGGAACUGGGGGAUUUUUCCCCUUUGGCUUUGAGGGAACAUUAGCUGGAGCAGCCACUUGCUUUUAUGCAUUUGUUGGAUUUGACUGCAUUGCAACAACAGGAGAAGAAGUUCAGAACCCUCAAAAAUCAAUCCCACUCAGCAUAGUGGCGUCCCUCCUCAUCUGCUUCCUGGCUUACUCUGGUGUGUCUGCUGCCUUGACUCUGAUGAUGCCAUACUAUUUGCUCAGUGUUAAUAGCCCGCUGCCCGUGGCUUUCACAUAUAUUGGUUGGGGUCCUGCAAAGUAUGCAGUGGCCGUUGGAUCCCUCUGUGCGCUUUCAACAAGCUUGUUGGGGUCAAUGUUCCCGAUGCCCCGAGUUCUGUUUGCCAUGGCCAGAGAUGGGCUUCUCUUCAAGCCUCUCAGUAAAAUGAGCUCCAGACAAAGUCCUGUCAUUGCUACACUGGCUUCUGGGAUUGUUGCAGCUAUCAUGGCAUUAUUGUUUAACUUGAAGGCGCUGGUUGACAUGAUGUCUACUGGAACACUUUUUGCCUACACACUUGUUGCCAUUUGUGUUAUCAUACUAAGGUACCAAGCUGAGCUCAGUGAGGAUUCAAGUUUAGGCAAGGCAGAACCUUUCACAGUAGGAGGUGUAUUGUGUCCUCCCUUCCAAGCAACCCCACGGACAUCAAAAAACGUCUCUAUUUUAACUGUUGCUAUUGUUUUAAUGGCUGUAAUCCUGAGCAUCAUAAUAUCCGAAGGUAUAGACUCCCUGCAGGCACUUCAUUGGUGGAGUUCACUUUGUGUCUCUGUGUUUGUGCUGAUGUUCACCAUUACUGUUCUGCUCAUCUGGAGACAGCCACAGAGUACAGCCAAAGCUGCUUUCAUGGUUCCUUUUGUGCCUUGGCUUCCCACUUUUAGCAUUUUUGUCAAUAUCUAUCUCAUGGUUCAGUUUGGAUCAGACACCUGGAUUCGUUAUGUAGUCUGGAUGGCAAUAGGUUUAAUCACCUACUUUUGUUAUGGUGUUCAGCACAGUGUGCAGAAACAAAGGAUGGAGAAUUCACAGAACAGAGGCAGUUUUCAAACUAUCACCACCAUGAUUGGGUAAAGGCUUUUAACUUUUAAAUAUUAAAGGACCUUUUAUGCAAGACUUGAUGCAGUUCAAAGCAAAUGUGUUCAUUUAAUAAACAUACUGAUGUUGUCUAUGAAUAUUUUAUGGAUUUUAAAUGGAUUGUCAAUAGGCAACAGGGAUUUAAAUAAGUUAAUGCUUAGUAAUAUAUACAUAUGCAAUGAAAUUACUCUGUUUAAGCAUGCUUUGCUGUCUCUUUGUGGUUGAUAAUUAUUAUUGUUACUUAAAAAUGCAUUUGUUUCAAAGCUUUUAUAUGUACAUGCAAAAUUAAAAUAGUCUUUUCAAAUGUUUAUAUAGUAAAAACCAUUUCCUUCUAAUAUAGUAGAGUGCUGUGAAGGAGUUUUCAUACACCUUGAACUUUGAUACAAUUUGUCAUGCUAAUCAAACAUCACUGUUGUUUUUGAAAUUCUACAUGAUAGACCAACACAAGGCAUAAUUGUGAAGUGGAAGGAAAAAAAAUAAAAAGUAUAAUGUGUAUUAAGCUUCCCCGAAUAAAUAGUUAGUGGAACCACUUUUAGCUGCAAUUGCUGUUGAUGAUCUUUUGGUCCUUUUAGGCUUUGUAAAAUAUGUUCAGUCAGAUUGGACUGUUAACACCAAUUUUAUAGUUCUGCUACUGCUUUUCAGCUGGAUUUAGAUCUGGACCUUGGUCAGUUGUUCUCCACACAUAAAGCUUUUGCAUUUUGGCCAAAAACUGCAAUUUUGCUUUCAUCUGAAAAACAUCUAUUUUUACAUGUUUGCUGAGUACUCAACAUGAUUCAUGGCAAACUGCAAAAAGGACUUUUUGUAUUUUUGUUUUAACAAUGACUUUCUUCUUGCCGAUUUUCCAUAUAGGCCAGAUUUCUGGAGUGUCUGACAGUUGCACUGUUGACAGAUUCUCCCAUUGGAGCUGUGGAUCUCUACAGCUCUUGGAUCCUCCUCUAAAGUAAAACAUGGAGAUACCUAAUAAUUAAUUAUCUCCUGUUCGCCAAUUUCAGUUCAGGUAAAAGACCAUCUCUUUGUAGGUUUGCAGUUGUAACACACUGUACUCUUUCCAUUUUUGAAAGAUGGAUUGAAAAGUUCUCUAGGAGACGUUAGGGUUUUGGAGAUUGUAUAUACUGCUCAAAAAAAUAAAGGGAACACUUAAACAACACAAUAUAACUCCACUCGUGGUAGCAUGAGACGGACUCUACAACCCACACAAGUGGCUCAGGUAGUGCAGCUCAUCCAGGAUGG